UCUAGUCGCUCUCUCGGAUUUGUUAAUUUUUUGUUAACGUUCUGGCGUAUUUUCUUUUAUUUAUUUUAGUUUUUGUGCUAUAUUUCGGUCAAAAAUUCAAAUCGGUACGCCUUAAUGUUCUCAGGAAAGCCAGUGGCUCGGAAUUCGGUCGUUUAAAGCACCAAUCAGUACAAAGUUAGCCGGCGCGUCGCGGUUGCACGCAUGUAACCCUAAUCACAAUAAUAAACAUUUCCUACCAGCGCAAUAAUGCCAUCAUAAGAUUAUUAAGUUUGCCCCGACCAUGAGUGAACAGCAGCCAUCGGGGGACUCGGCUCCGGCGUCGACUGGAGCGGCCAGUGCCGGAGGAGGAGAUCCGGGCUGGUCGGGAAAGAAUGCAGAGCGCGGGUCGGGACACACAGGUGGUCCGCCAAAUCAAAACAAUUGGCGGCAGAACAACUCUAUGCAAUAUAACUCGCGACCCUGGCAUCGAGGCCGUGCGGACAGCGGUCACUUCAAGAAUAGAGCGUGGAAUAACUAUAAUCACAGGGACACGCCCUACCGACGACACAAUAAUACAAACUACGGAAGUAGGGGGCGCCAAGAGAGAGAUUAUACACAGAGAAUUGAUUAUCAUACGAAAAAUUACCACGAACGUAGAGAGAGGAGUGGAGAGCGAGAGUUAGAGAGGAGUCCCAGGAAGCCGCGAAAUUCUGAGGACAGCUAUCGCACUUCCGGUAGAUAUCGAGAUCAUCACUACAGGGACCAACACCACAGAUAUCAGCGCAGGUGGAGUGAGGAAAAUAGUGCCAAGUCGACCGUUCAUAAUGACUCAAUAGGUAAUGAAAGCAGUUCGCAUCCAAGCGGAUCCACCGGGCACAUUAACAGAAAUAUCAACGAUUCUGCUGAACUGGCGGAAAAAGUAGUAGAAGUAGUAGAAGCUUCCGAAGCUGAUCACCGAAAGGAUAAAAGCCCCAGUAAAAAGCUGAAAUCACCCACUCAAGACAAACCCAGUAAGGAUACCCCAACCGAAGAGGCUAGUCAACCAUCACUCAAUCCUCCCCGCAUUCAAGUACGUCCCCUCACCCAACUGCUCAAGCAGGAGAUACUAGCGGUUACCCAGGAGAAUCGUCUCAACCAGCGCCCUGUUGGCAGCUCAACUCCACCCGCUCGCAUCUCGAGUCCGAGUCGCCAAACAUUCAAACCCGUUCUCAAAAACCGUCGUCGAACCGUUAGUAGCAGCAACCAAAAUGGCGCUGGUCCCAGCACAAGCCAAUUUUCAGAAAGCGAAGCCAUCAUCAAUAAUCGCAUCGCCGGCAUGGACAAGGAGAGUCUCAAGUAUAUAAUCAACAACAGCGACACGAUCUACGAUGAGCACUUGAAAGUCCAAGCCCGGAAACGGUUGCGCGAAGAGAUUCGCCGACAGCUAAAAGCUAUUGAAUUGGAUCAGCCAAAGGAUAAUCCUGUGACGGAGCUGGUCGAGGACGAAAUCGUAGAUGCCAUCAAGUUGCCCGAACUUUUGCUGCAGGAGAUAGAAAAAUGUUUUGGCAAGGAGUUCAUAGAAGAUCAAAAACUUCAAGACACUGAAGAGAAUCUGAGCUCAUUCCAUGAAUUCAACGCCCCUGGAACGGAAUUUAGUGAAGUGGAAAUCAGUAAAAAGCAUUUUCAAGCCAGUGAGGAAUGCAACCAAGAAAGUGCAACUAAUAGAAAGGAUUCCAAGUCUAUCAAAGAUAGUGAGCAGUCCAGUAAGAAGAGCGACCAUCAAAGCAACGAGCCGGCUUUAAAAAUUGAAAAUCAGUCUAACAGCAAUCAAAAUAAAGUAACUGAGGAGUUUACUGAAAACGACAACACGAUUUAUGCACCCAGUGAUAUUAUUCAGGAUAACAGUGGAAAAAACGAAGAUAAAGUAAACCAAAAGCUUGAAAUCCAGGCUAAGCGAAAGGAAAGAAGAGACAGACGAAAACAGAACAAAUUAGAAUUUAAGAUGAAGCGUUCCAAGGAUCUAAUGUCUAGGCUUAAGGCAGCUGACGAGGUCAAGAUGAUGGCAGAAAAACGUCUGGCCAAGAGCCGUGGUCCCCUAUUGCCCACCCCACCUGAUGGGAGGAUUCCAAACAAGUUUGACUUGCCUCAAGAUCAGCCAAAGAGAAAAUCUGAGGACCCGAGGGCUGCUAGUUGUGAGAGCGAAACCAAUGCCAUGAUAUCCGUACCAGAGAUCGAUGCACCUCCCGAUUCUGAAGCCGAAAUGAAACAUAGCCCUUCUCAAACUCGGGAGAGAACUCCUAAAUUGUCAGAAUCCAAAAAACAAAGUACUAGAAAAACUCCUUCGGUAAAACAAACAUCAAAGAGCACAAAGAACAAAUCAGAUAUCAAUAUACCCCUAAAUAAAGUAAUCAAAAGCGAAUCUAACACCUCUCCAAUUCGGAUAAGUUCCCUUCCGAAGGAUGUCAUAGAGCUCCUGAGCUCCUCUGAGGAAGAUGUUGGUGAAGAGAAUAGCACAGUGGAUAUGGAGAUAGAUGCGCCGGAGGAAAACCAGGCUAUGGAGCCUGAACCUGCGACUAUCGAUGACGCUGCCAGUGAUCACUCCUCGAACUCCCAUUGUAGCACCGAAUCUGAGAAGAGGCGCUUCAGAUUAAAGCUUCAGAGCGAUGCAGAAAACGUGGUUGACAGUUUUGAAAAGCUGAUUCUUCCGCAUCUUCGCGAGACGCUGUCGGAUCGCUAUCACUUCCAGCACUCUGCUAAUCUGCAGAGCCGCCUGCACUUCAUCUCCUGCGUUGUGACUAGCUCAGAGCAUAACCCUAAGAGAUUCAGUAAAAUCGAUGUGGCCAAAAUACAGAGGAAUCUCAAAGCCCCUGACAACAGGCAGAGUAUAGAAUUUCUCCUAAAAGAGAUCGUCAGCGUGGUAAGUCUACAAAAGCAGCGUCGUCGAGAGCAGGAGGAACAGACGGCUGUCAAUGGUCUUAGUCCCAAAAAAGUGGAACAAAUAGUGAAAGAAACACCAAAGGCCUCUACCUCUCCUAUAUCAUCUAUGGAUCAGAGACUUCAGAAAUUACCGGCCCCCCAGAGCCCCAACGGAUUGACUUCCGUUGUAAGUUUAUCGCCCCUUCAAAGUCCUCCAGCUUUACCGGCAGCCCAAAAUCCACAACCAUAUCCCAUCGGUUUGCCAUUUAUGUCAAUGGAUUCCAAUCUCUACCGCUUUUAUCCUGCUGGUUUUUCUCAGCUAAGAAAUGGAACAGAUAAAGUUGAACCUCUCGCUCAGGUGGGAGAGCUUUUAACCCAGAAUAUAGCUGAAAUUGACCGUCACUUAAUGGAAAACCAGAAUCGGCGCAGCAUUCUUGAGGAAAUGAUUGUCAAGUUUCAGCAGGAGAUUUCCCACCUGGACAAGCAAAGUCUAGAGUUGCAGAGUCGCAAAAUAAUGCUAUUGAUUUCUAGCAAUCAGACAGUUACAGCCGCACCUCCUCCGCCAGUGGCGUCUUCCAGAAGCUCACCUCCUCCUGUAUCCCCUACUCAGGAACCAACACAAGAGGAGAAUGUCAGGCAAACAAGAAGCAGAACAAGAUUCAGAUAUGUAAAGCUGUUGCCCAGACGCGUGAAACUGAUUCCGAAGCGGGCCACCAAGAAAAGUGUCAAAUCGGAUGAGGUAAGUGAUCAAUCUCAGCAAGAGAUUGCUGAUAAGGAGGAGUGCGACCAAGAGCAAGCUAAAGAAGAGAAAUCAAGGCUAGAGAACCUAUCGGAUGUUGAGGAAGAGAUCCAGGAUGAGACUGACUCCCCACCCACCGCCAAGCCCAAGUCAUCACCUUUGAGCAAACAAAAAGCCAGUGUGAGCAAACACCCAUUGGCUGUUAUACCACCGCUACCACCACCACCACCGCCUCCUGAACCAAUCUGCCACUUUUCCGACGAACUGCAUCCAUCGACUGACUUUCCAGAACUGAACUCCCAAUGCAAUGUGGGGCUCAUACCUCAGGGUAUGCUGCACGAUGUCGUGAGUCCCAUUACCCAGCUACGAAUCUUCAGGAAAUAUGUUAUUGCUGCCUCCGAGGAUGGAGAUAUAUACAUGUUCCACCUGAUCAGCCACAAACUGGAGCGAAAGAUAACCAAACACAGUGAGGCCAUCACAAAUAUGUUUCUGUGCGAAAAGGACUCGCUUCUCUAUACCACGUCGUUGGAUGGUUUUUUCAAGAAGACUUCUUUGGAGAACCUAGAGCGGGUCAUGCAAACUGUUUACUUCAAGGAACCCCUUCAAUCGAUUGACAUUGCUUGGGGAGUGGCCUUCAUUGGCAGUCGCUGGGGGAACAUUUUUACCUUCAAUGUGACGACCAACAAGCAGGCUGAAAUGUCGCUGGUGUCCACUGGCCAGUCCAUCAUUGCCAUCAAGGCCACCAAGGAGGGUGUGAGAAAGAUCCUUAUUCUCGGAUGCAAGGGAAGCUCUAUCUACAUGAAUGAUGCCACCAACGGAUUGCUGCUUCGCCGGCUCUGUGUGCCAGGGGGUCUGAAUGUUUACAGCCUGCUGCUGAGCGAUGGACACAUUUACUGUGGCACGCAGAAAAAUCAGAUAUAUCAAUUCGAGUUUGUUACUGGCAACUUGGUCACCAAGUUGAGCUGUGGCAACGGUGCUGUGUCUAUUGUUUCGUAUAAAGAGCGCUAUCUGCUGGCUGGCUGCUAUGAUGGGUUCAUCUAUGUCCUGGACAAGGUGACUGGCAAGCAAGUAGGCCGUUUUGAAGGCGCUGGGCGUUUGGUUUUAGCCCUGGCAGUGGCUGGCGAUAAAAUCGUCACAUCUUCUAAAGAUAACUCUCUGGGAAUACUGGAAGUGCCCGCAGCUAUGGUUAAUGACCAGUAAAAAGCUUAGCAUUACAUUGUAUAAAUCUGAUUUAAUUUAAC
Drosophila kikkawai is the source of this 4854-nucleotide messenger RNA. RefSeq names its product putative leucine-rich repeat-containing protein DDB_G0290503. Lineage: Eukaryota; Metazoa; Arthropoda; Insecta; Diptera; Drosophilidae. Gene Ontology annotation, molecular function: RNA binding; protein binding. The record is from RefSeq and is a predicted model, not a curated record.